AGGGGGAUCGGGUCCCCUCUUGGUCAGUCACUCCAUGAAUUCCUCUCUUCUCCCCCCAGUCCCAGCCAUGAGCGAGGAGGAAGAGCCCAGCCCCUGUCCGUGGGCCGAGGAAGAGGAGAAGCUGCCAAGCCUGACUGGCUCGGAGCGGGAGAUCUCGUGCGACAUCCAGUGCUGGUCGGAUAACGAGGAGUGGGGGCCGGACAGCCCAGCCGGCAGCGGGGGAGUGGGGGACGCCUGCUCCCAGCCGGACAGCAGCCCUGCAGCCUACGGGAGGAGCUACUGUCGUGACUCGCACGAGGACAGUGAGCUCGGGCUGCACGCCAGCUCAGGGGAAGACGGUGAGCUUGACUUCCAGCGUGGCUCACAUGAAGAUGGCGGUUUCAGGUUGCACGCCGGCUCGCACGAGGACGGUGAGCUCAGGUUCCACGCCGGCUCAGAAGAAGACAUUGAGCUUGGGCUUCACGCUGGCUCGCACGAGGACAGUGAGCUCAGGUUACACGCUGGCUCCGAAGAAGACAGUGAGCUUGGGCUUCACACUGGCUCGCACGAGGAUGGUGAGCGUGGGCUGCAUGGCGGCUCAGAUGAAGAUGGUGAGUUCGGGCUGCUUGAUGGCUCGCACGAGGAUAGUGAGCUUGGGUUGCACGCCGGCUCAGAUGCAGAUGACGAGUUCAGGCUGCACGCUGGCUCACACGAGGACAGUGAGCUUGGGUUGCACACCGGCUCAGAUGAAGACGUUGAGUUUAGGCUGCAUGCUGGUUCGCACGAAGACGGUGAACUUGGGUUGCACGCCAGCUCAGAUGAAGAUGACGAGUUCAGGCUGCACGCUGGCUCGCACGAGGACAGUGAGCUUGGGUUGCACGCCGGCUCAGACGAAGACGGCGAGCUAAGCUUCCGUCGUGGCUCGCACGAGGACGGGGACCUCGGGUUGCACGCCAGCUCGGAAGCCCCCCCCGGCUUCGACCUCGCUGGCAAUCCGGGCCCAGCCUCCGCAGCGUGGCCCCCUCCGGGCCCGCCGUCCUCCCGCCCCACCCCGCCGGCGCGCCCCUUCCAGUGCUCGGACUGCGGCAAAUCCUUCGGCUCCAACUCCACCCUGGCACAGCACCGCCGCAUCCACACGGGCGAGCGGCCCUACAAGUGCGGGGAGUGCGGGCGGGCGUUCAGCCGGGGCUCCACCUUCCUCCAGCACCAGCGCACCCACACGGGCGAGCGGCCCUACAAGUGCCCGGACUGCGGCAAGGCCUUCAGCCGCAGCUCCAACCUGCUGCAGCACCGGCGGGUCCACACCGGCGAGCGGCCCUACAAGUGCCCGGACUGCGGCAAGGCCUUCAGCCUCAGCUCCACCCUGCUCCAGCACCAGAUCAUCCACACCGGCGAGCGGCCCUACAAGUGCCCCGACUGCGGCAAGAGCUUCAACCGCAACUCCAACCUGCUCAACCACCGGCGCACCCACACCGGCGAGAAGCCCUUCCCCUGCGGCCUGUGCGGGAAGCGCUUCUCGGAGAGCUCCACCCGCACCCAGCACCAGCGCACCCACACCGGCGAGCGCCCCUUCCGCUGCACCGAGUGCGGCAAGGCCUUCAGCCUCAGCUCCACCCUGAUCCAGCACCAGACCACCCACAGCGGGGAGAGACCCUACCAGUGCCCCGACUGCGGCAAGACCUUCGGCCUCAGCUCCACGCUGCUGCGGCAUCGGCGGGCCCACACCGGCGAGAAGCCCUUCCGCUGCCAGGACUGCGGCAAGAGCUUCGGCGUCAGCUCCCACCUGGUGCAGCACCGGCGGGUGCACACUGGCGAGCGCCCCUUCCGCUGCCCGGAUUGCGGGCGCGGCUUCGGGCAAAAUUCCCACCUGGCCCAGCACCGCAAGGUGCACCGGGCCGGCGGGGAGGCCCGCCCGCCUGGCACCCUCUACAUCUGCGGCGACUGCGGGAAGAGCUUCCGGCAGAGCUCCCAUCUAGCCCAGCACCGGCGCACCCACACCGGCGAGCGGCCCUUCCGGUGCGGGGAGUGCGGCCGGGGCUUCUCCCAGAGCUCCAAGCUGCUGGAGCACCGCCGGACCCACACCGGCGAGCGCCCCUACACCUGCCCCGACUGCGGCCGGGCCUUCGGCCACAGCUCGGCGCUGGCCCAGCACCGCCGGACCCACACCGGCGAACGGCCCUACGCCUGCGGGACUUGCGGGAAGAGCUUCAGCCAGAGCUCGGCGCUGGUCCAGCACCAGCGCAUCCACACCGGGGAGAAGCCCUAUCGCUGCUCCCGCUGCGGCCUCUGCUUCCGCUACCUGCUGCAGUACACCCGCCACCAGAAGGUGCACGCCCGGGAGGAGCUGCUGGCGCAGGAGAGGGCCGGGGCGGUGCCGGGAUCCGGGGCGCCAGCGGCCUCCGCGGCUCUGGAGGUGGUGGUCGAGGAGGGGGUGGCGGUGGCGCUAGGCAUGGGAGUAUGAGAAUCUGCCCCCUAAGGGGGGGGGCA
Trachemys scripta elegans is the source of this 2466-nucleotide messenger RNA. RefSeq names its product zinc finger protein 345-like. Lineage: Eukaryota; Metazoa; Chordata; Testudines; Emydidae. The record is from RefSeq and is a predicted model, not a curated record. The coding region runs from base 35 to 2440 and encodes 801 amino acids. The transcript has a single exon.